AUGGACCACCAACUCCUCUUCAUCUACCUUUUUCUCUUGCUUUCUGUUAUAAUAUCUGCUGCAGGGGCUUAUGUAGAUGCUAAUCGCUCCAUGAAACUUUUUGUGUUUGGGGACUCGUAUGUUGAUACCGGGAAUAGGAAUUUCACAGCUAGUUCAUGGAAAGAACCGUAUGGAAUUACUGAUCCUGGUAGACCUGCUGGUCACUUCUCUGACGGCCAAGUCUUCACUGAAUACAUAGCUUCACGGAUGGGCAUAAAGUCUCCUACACCAUAUAGAUUUAGAAAAAUAAGACCCAUAAAAUAUGGAAUGAAUUUUGCUUAUGGAGGGACAGGCGUCUUCGACACACUGGUUGCUGCACCAAACAUGACAAAACAAAUCGAUUUGUUUGAACAACUCCUUCAAGAGAAAAUCUAUACCACAGAUGACCUUAAGUUCUCCACUGCUCUGGUAUCCGCUUCUGGCAAUGAUUAUGGCAUCUACCUUGCUAGAGGUGGAAGUCUUGAGGGUUUGCCAGCCUUCAUUGUAUCUGUUGUUAACCAGAUUGGCUUGGAUCUACAACGUAUUCAUGAUUUGGGAGUGCCGAGAGUAGCCAUUAUGGGAAUACAGCCUCUUGGAUGUUUGCCUCAAUUUACAAAGGAAUACUCAUACGAGAUAUGUAAUUCAACAGGAAACUUGGUUGCACUGUUUCACAACCUAUUACUAACAACUAUGGUAGAGGAGCUGAAGCCUGAAUCUAAAUUUGUGGUGCUUCAUAUGUACGAUGCAUUCAUAUCUGCAAUGAAGAAAUUUGAAAACGAAACAGAAACUUCAAAGUCGAAGAAUCCAUUGAGGCCAUGUUGCACAGGUAUAACAAGCGAAUACAGGUGUGGGGACGUAAAGAACGGGGAGAAGAAAUACAAUGUAUGCAGGGUUCCGAAGUUGGCAUUCUUUUGGGAUUCGUUUCACCCUACACAAGCGGGCUGGGAUGCAGUUGUGUCAGAGCUAGGAUCUUCUAUCGGCCUAAAGGCCAGGUUCAUGGCUGGGAGUAAUGAAGUCAACCUCAGUGAGUCCAAGGUUCUGUUUGGGGUUGUGAUACCAGAUAUGGAUUUGUUGAUGGUUUUGUUUGGGGAUUUUGAUCGGAUUCUGAAGAUCAAAUUUGGACUUGCUGAUGGGUUUGUUCUAUUCUGGGAAGAAGUUCACCGCUUUUGGCCUGUAUUGUCUGACUUGAAUUCUAAAAUUUCUGACUUUUCUCCUGUUCUUGUAUAUACUGCGGGUGGUUCCACUAAAUACAUGGAUUCUAAUAUCCAAUUUCAAGCUGGCUUACGAUCUUCUGCGCCGUCCUGA
Molecule: messenger RNA, 1323 nt
Organism: Vitis riparia (riverbank grape)
Lineage: Eukaryota; Viridiplantae; Streptophyta; Magnoliopsida; Vitales; Vitaceae
Product: GDSL esterase/lipase At5g03610-like
Exons: 9
Coding region: 1-1323 (440 amino acids)
Molecular function (GO): hydrolase activity, acting on ester bonds
Source: RefSeq, a predicted model, not a curated record